UCAGCGUCUGAGGGGCGCUUUAUUCAGUCCAUACCGCGGAUAUAGCACAGAGCCAGCACCUUUUUUGGUUUUCUUUUUAGCAAACGGUGCACGGAUGAGCAAGCACGUACCGGCCCGGUGACUAAUUGCCAUAAUAAGGCGCACAAGUUCGCCAGCGACUCGGCGCGUUUUUUUAUUAAUUUUUUUAUUUCUCCGUAUUACCAUGUAGCCAGUGCCGCAGCGGGGAGAUAAUCGGGCGGAGGGAGCAGUUACAGAGAGGAGACAGAGACGAGAGAGAGAGGGGGAGAAAGAGGGAGAGAGGGGAGCUCGCAGCACAUGAUCGCACAGGCUAUCCAGUCACUGAUCAACUGGAGCAUUCAUAAUUGCGCUGGCGACAACAUAUGGGAAUACAACAAGGCGAGAUUGUGGUCACACCUGCUUCUGGAGGACACCGGAGGACCGGUGCGGGCACUACAAAAAAAGAGAGAAAAAAGGGGCGGCCAAAUGCGAGGGACUUUGCAUCAAACAACCGAGAGAAAGCGUGGCAUCCGAAGCACCAUCCGGUAGAUUGAUGCUCCCCGUUUAGUGCUUGCGUGCUGUCGGACGGCGGCGAAGACAUGAAUAACUUGGCCCGUCCUAAACUUCGUGAGACCAGAAACACAGAAGCAAUCAGAGCUCGUUGCGCCGCCCACACUGGGUCAGAUUACAGCGACACAUCAGCCGCUCGCAGCGUGGAAGCCCCGUCAGGGUGCAGCAGCAGCCAGCCGCCUACACAGACGGGGUCCAGAUGGACAGGUUUACUGUUUUUGAUUUCCUUCCCUCCUCCUGCCACUGAGCCUCCCUCUCUUCAGGCUUUGUGCCUUGUGAAAUGAAGUGCGAUGAUCAAUUGCGCUGAACAUUUCUCAGAAGGUUCAAAAUGGAGUUCUGUGGCCCUGCUCUGCCGCCUGAAUUUCUUUUAACUCUCCUCUGUGCAGGAAGACAAAUGGCCGCCCCUUUAUGAAACAGCCUGAACAGAUCCGAAGCCAGUGGUGAGAACUGAUCGACAUCAGAGCCGAACAUAAAAAUACAGGAGAAAGAGCUGUUCCUGAAACGAGCGAGAAGGCACCCGACUUCAUGGGCUACAAGUCGACAAACGCCGGAGAAGACAUGGUUUGCAGACUUUGAGGGAAUCGUGUUGGGAAGAAUAGUGCAAAUGGUGCUGCAGCACCUCCUUUCCUGGCAACCCCACUUCAAAAAGGUGGAGGUCACAGGAUUCCAGCUCACUGCAACAAUUUGAGGAUUGACAACACAACUUGAAAAGAAAGACAGUGCUUAUGUUCACCAUAAUGGCACCUGUAGGUGUGGCUAAGCUGCGGGCCCGACUCUUUCUGCUGUUUCUUUGCUUGACACUACGUGCCGGCAUGCUUCAGUUCGCUACAGCCACGAUACAAGGGUACAUUGGGGACAGGGACAUGAUAUGCCCAUCUGUAUGCAGGUGCGAUGAGGACUUUAUCUACUGUAAUGAUCGUGGUCUGAGCUCCAUCCCUUCACUGCCUCCUUCGGCGUCCAUUCUCUACCUUCAAAACAACCAGAUAAACAACCCGGGUUUACCCACCUCCUUGGAGCGCCAGCUUACCGUCCGUGUGGUCUACCUGUAUGAUAAUGAACUGGAUGAAUUUCCUGUGCACCUGCCACCAUCCAUACGUGAACUGCAUUUGCAGGACAACAACAUACGCAUUAUUCCUCGUAGUGCGCUGGCUCGGAUGCCCUUGCUAGAGAAGCUCCACUUGGACGACAAUUCAGUUUCCACUGUCAGCAUUGAGGACCAGGCCUUUGCUGACAACCCACGGUUGCGCCUACUUUUUCUUUCACGCAACCACCUGUCAAGUAUCCCCUCAGGACUGCCUGCCUCACUGGAAGAACUCCGUCUGGAUGACAACCGAAUCUCCACUAUCCCGACCCACGCCUUCCGAGGCCUCGCCUCACUUAGAUGUCUUGUCCUGGAUGGGAACCUUUUGGCAAACCAGCGCAUUGCCGAUGACACAUUCUCCCGCCUUUCCAACUUAACCGAGUUGUCUCUAGUCCGUAACUCCCUCCAGACCCCACCUGUCAAUCUGCCCAGCGCCCAUCUGCAGCGCCUGUCACUACAGGAAAAUGCCCUGACUCAUAUGCCACGUGGUUCCUUGGAUGGCAUGCGCAGGCUGCUUAGGCUGGACCUGUCAGGAAACAACUUGACAACUCUGCCGAGGGGGCUGUUCAAAGACCUGGACAGCCUGGGCCAGCUGCUAGUGCGAGGCAAUCCAUGGCACUGUGGCUGCAACCUGCGUUGGCUGUAUGACUGGCUGCAUGCCCGCGGCAACUCCAUCACUGUCAGAGGUCUCACCUGCCAUGGGCCUGACAGGGUGCGAGACAUGGCUUUGAUAGACCUGACCAGCGAGAUGGAGGAGUGUGAGGUGGUGAGGACAGCAGGGACCAGAGACAGAGUGGGCGGCGGUGGAGUUGAUAGCUCCACUACUCACACCCCUCCACAGGGCUCUCUCUUCACCCUCCGCUCGAAGCGACCUGGUCUGGGGCUUCCUGACUCUGGCUUAGACUACACUCUUAGCAGCAGCGGUGUGGGGAAGAGCCUGGCCCUCAACGUAAAGCCUCUCUCUCACAACAGCGUCCGUGUUACCUGGAGCGUGGCCCAGCCCAGCUCCUCUUUCAGGCUAAGCUGGCUCCGACUGGGCACUGGGAACGGCAUGGGAUCAAUCACGGAGACUUUGGUCCGGGGCGACCGUCGAGAGUACCUUCUUACCUCCCUUCAACCACGCUCCAGCUACAUCAUCUGCAUGGUACCCCUCGCGGCCAGUUCUGAAAGCAAAGGGGUUAUUUCUGGAGAUCCUGAAUCUGAUGAAGCUCUCGUGUGUGCAAAAGCUGAAACAUCUGACCUCAUCCCUCUGGAGGAGAUAGAGGAUGAAGACUCAAAGCAGAUGACAGUCCUGCCCCUGGCAGGGAUUAUUGGUGGGGCUACCGCCAUUGUAUCAUUGGCUCUUAUUGUUGGCAUCUUUUGUUGGUAUGGACACAGGACUGGGCAUUUGUGCUCUCGUGACCACUACACUCGCAGCAACUCCCGAAAAAACAAGACCUAUGACGAUUACAUUGAGUCAGGCACCAAGAAGGACAAUACCAUCUUGGAGAUCCGUAGUCCUGGGUUCCAGAUGACGCCUAUGGCGGCUUGCCCACCAAUGCAGCCUAAGCCCCUACGAGAGGAUUACAUUAUUCAUACCAUAUUUCCCUCCAAUGGCACUGGCCUGUACAAAGGUGACAACCACGUUUCCAAUGCAGGACAUGGCACCAACCGCGGCUAUAGAGAAGGAGAAAUCCCAGAUAUAGACUACUGUUACACAUGAUGUACUGUACCAGAUCCUAUUCACAGUGUUAUUGGUAAGCUGUAUAGAUGCACAAUUUCCCUUCGCAUGGACACUUCUGAAGCACCCCUCUGUGCCUUCUUUUUCUGGUCUCCCAUUCCAAAAUACCUGCUGUUCACUGCACUGGAAGUACUGUAUGUGAUUAACUGGAACUGCAACCAUGUGAGAACAGUUCACUGCAGGAAGCAGCGACCAGUGCCCCAGGUGUAAAUGCACAGCUGACUGUUUCUUCCCCAUCUUAGUAAUGGCCUGUGUAUGUUUUCUUUUCUGCUCUUUCCUUGUGACAUGUAAGCAAAGAAUGUAUACACAGUGGAAAGGUCAAACUUAGCAUAGGUGCUAAGUUGAGAGUUCCUCUCUCACACACAGGAUCCACAACAGUCAAUUCAAAAUGGAUUAAGACUUAAUGAGAUGACAUUUUUGUUACUCUUUCCCUGCUCACCAAUCAUACACAUUAUGUAGUCUUAUCAAGUCAUUGUUCCAAAUGCCUCAACUAUAUUGAUGUGCCCUACCAGCUAUCCAAGGAAAGGGCUUUGUAAAGCUGUGAAUUGUUCUAUUUCAAACGACCCAAUAACCACUUGUCUUAAAGUAGGCUUGUUAUUACCUUAUUCAGUAGUUGGCAGGGUGAAGAUCUUAUCAUGGCUGGUCGGCCUUGGUUAUACCUCUCGAGAUCAUUCACCUAAGGUCAGUAUUGUAGUGUUGCAUCAGAUGAGAUGCAGCACAAGCGUGUAGAUAAUUUACUUAGAUACCGACUGGGCUGUGUUUGAAAAAUGCUUUGCUAUUUUUAUCCGUGGUUUGUUUCGUAAUCAAAUCCUGCACAGCUCAUUUCAUUUAUUUAUUUUUUUCCUUAUGUGAUGGUUUGUGAUUUUGUCUCUGUUAAAAUUGCUUUUUUUAAUUUUCACCCUUCCUGAUGAAACCCGGCUUUGAUGAAGGCAGUGGAAUUGUUUCAUCUAAACAACAAAAUACGGAAAGUGAAGAAAAUAUCCUGAAGGCUGCCUCCAGGUUCAUGUUUUCUUAAAUGAAGCAGAGUGGAUUCUUGAGUGAGGCUGUUUAUAAUAUAUAAUAUGAAAAAUUAGACCCCUCCCAAAGACUAGCAAGUCGGUCCACUGAGACAGUAGAGACGAACCUCAACCCCUCUUUUCCUAUUUUGUGCCUGUGUGCUUAGCCCGUGACUUCAGUUGGUGCAUACUGGUUACAAAAUGAUUCCUCCACGUGUUUAAAGGCGUUCACAGAGAAUCCAGACUGGACAAAUUACUAAUGCGGAGCUUCCCGUGUGAGGCAGACUCUUGUGAGUGAUCCUCGAAAUGAGGGCGAGAACUGUGGGUGAAACUGAGGAGAUUCAAACCGCAACACUGUUUACCUGCACUGUGGAGCAGUGGCCGAGCUGUGGGAGGGUGGAUGGACUGUCGGGGUAGUUUGAAGGUGGGGUGACUUCUCAGUGAGAUGAGUUCAUUGAUGUUUGCUUUAGCAAUAGUAAAA
Molecule: messenger RNA, 4844 nt
Organism: Anarrhichthys ocellatus (wolf-eel)
Lineage: Eukaryota; Metazoa; Chordata; Actinopteri; Perciformes; Anarhichadidae
Gene: flrt1a
Product: fibronectin leucine rich transmembrane protein 1a
Exons: 4
Coding region: 1293-3350 (685 amino acids)
Molecular function (GO): protein binding
Source: RefSeq, a predicted model, not a curated record